Messenger RNA from Trichoderma asperellum CBS 433.97, 1040 nucleotides. RefSeq names its product mitochondrial 37S ribosomal protein bS21m. Gene Ontology annotation, biological process: mitochondrial translational initiation; translation. Lineage: Eukaryota; Fungi; Ascomycota; Sordariomycetes; Hypocreales; Hypocreaceae. Gene Ontology annotation, molecular function: structural constituent of ribosome. Gene Ontology annotation, cellular component: ribosome; mitochondrial small ribosomal subunit. The record is from RefSeq and is a predicted model, not a curated record.
CCGCCCGCAGCUUUUUGCAACGACCUUUUGCGAGAUCGAGACCUUUUGGCCUGGAUAGCGAACGAGUCGAGUCGCAGGAGCCAUUGAAGACGGCAAAGAUGGCUUCGACCUCCAGAUAUGGCAGCAUGAUGCUGUCUAGAAUUGCUGCCCCGGCGCAGGCCCGCGCAUUUUCCACAUCGCUGGCUGUGCGAUUCAAUGCCUCCAGACCGCGCUUCAAUGAGAGAAUAAACCCUCUCGUCGGCAACUUCGUUCCUCCUACGCCAGCUCCUAAACCUGCCGCAGCACCAAAGGCCCAGCCCGAAACAACCACCAAGACAGCAGAGCCCAGCGCCGAAUUCACGCCACCACCCCCACCACCGCCUCCCGCCGCUGAAUCAGAAUCUCCGUCAUCGUCUGAGACUUCAAAAUCCAAAUUCCCCUACAAUGCCGCCGAGUCAUCCACCAGCUCCUUCAACUUCGACAUUGCCGAAAUCGUCGCCGCCAGAUCUGCCGCCUACGGCCAGUCCCUCAACGUCGGCGAUCCUCUCCAGCGCCCCAAGAUCCGCACCGAAGCCGUCACCGGCCGCACCGUCUUUAUCCAGGACCGCCUGUCUCCCACGUCGGCUCCUACGCCUGCCGUGGCUAUUCGUGUGCUGGAGAGGAUGUGCCGAGACCAAAAGGUCCGGAACAAGUACCACUCGCAGAAGUUUCACGAGAGAAAAGGAUUGAAGAAGAAGAGACUGAGGAGUCAGCGAUGGAGAGCGAGAUUCAAGACGGGAUUCAAGGCUGCUGUUAGCAAGGUUAUGGAGUUGAAGAAGCAGGGCUGGUAAAGGAGGGGGGAAAGGCUUGUAGAGAGUUAAGUUAUGGUCCUGGUGUAUAUGAUGAAAGAUGGGUAGGGAAGAAAAAAGGUGCGUCUGGAAAAUGCGAUGUAAGACGAACUAUAUAUACAUGUACAAUAUGAUAGAUGGAAUUGAAAACACGCCUAUAUGUAAAAUAAUAUAAAGCGUUGUUAUGAGAAGGAAAUCAAUGAAGAGAAAAGAUACAAAGGAAUGGAAAGAGAG